Sporothrix schenckii 1099-18 is the source of this 819-nucleotide messenger RNA. Its product is annotated as oxidoreductase, short chain dehydrogenase/reductase family superfamily. NCBI's taxonomy places the organism in Eukaryota, Fungi, Ascomycota, Sordariomycetes, Ophiostomatales, Ophiostomataceae. The record is from RefSeq and is a predicted model, not a curated record. Gene Ontology annotation, molecular function: oxidoreductase activity, acting on the CH-OH group of donors, NAD or NADP as acceptor. The transcript is spliced from 2 exons. The coding region runs from base 1 to 819 and encodes 272 amino acids.
AUGUCGUCUGUUCUCAUUGUCGGGGCCACUCGAGGCCUGGGUGCGUCUCUUGUCAAGAAAUACGCCGCAGCGGGAUGGACAGUCUACGGUACGACGCGGUCGGCCGAGGGCCCCAAAACCGGCGAUUUCCCGGCGGGCGUCCAGUGGAUUCCCAAAGUCGACUUGAUGGACAAGAGCGCGGGCGCAACUAUUUCUGACUUUUUUGGCCAGUCCAAGCCCUUGGACGCAGUGUUUUGCAAACUUCUCGUCACUCACAUGGCCGAUCUAUCACAGAUCAUCUCUGCCGGACACUUCACUACCGAAGAUCUGGACAAGAAGGGCCCGAACUGGGACGAAGAGGUGCGCAUGUACACGACAAGCUCGAUCGCGCCCGUGUUCAUCGUGCACGCUCUCCACACGGCCCACCUCCUCGGCGCGGGCAGCAAGGUGGUGCUGGUGUCGUCCGAGGCCGGCAGCAUUUCUCUGCGGCACGAAAAGGAAGGCGGCGGCAACUACGCACACCACGCCUCCAAGGCGGCCCUCAACAUGGCUGGCAAGCUGCUGAGCCUUGACCUGAAAGACCAGGGGGUGAUCGUCUCGAUUGUCCACCCGGGGUUCAUGCGGACGGAGAUGACAAAGGGCGUUGGCUUUGACCAGUACUGGGACGACGGCGGCGCGGUGACGCCGGACGAGGCGGCGGCCAGCCUUGUUGCGUGGACCGACGGCCUUGACCUGUCCAAGACGGGGCAGUAUUGGGCGCCGCGUGGACCGAGAGACAUUGGCACAGCAGAGCCCGUCCUGGGCCAGAACCUGCCGACGCCUUUGCAGCUUCCGUGGUAG